Molecule: messenger RNA, 3899 nt
Organism: Bolinopsis microptera
Lineage: Eukaryota; Metazoa; Ctenophora; Tentaculata; Lobata; Bolinopsidae
Exons: 3
Coding region: 30-857 (275 amino acids)
Source: RefSeq, a predicted model, not a curated record
UAUGACGUGAUUUAAAAAGAUCCGUGACGAUGUCCAAGAAGUGUGGAUCUAAAAGUGAGGAGUUGAGCGCUAAAUUACGCGUAAAAGAGCUAGAGAAGGAAAAUAAUGUCUUGAAAAGCAGGCUUGAUGAGCUGAGAAGAGCCAAGCUGCAGAUGAUCAUCAAGAAAGAAGGGAAGACAGUUGCAAAAGGUCCUAACCUUGGCCGUAAAGCUAGCACCAGUGGUCCUAUCAUCGAGUCUGAGGAUAGUCCCUCUCCUGAGGAUACCGGAGAUGUGGUUUACAGAACAGAUCCGAAGUUGGAGGAGGAGCUUGAAAAGUCCAAGCUGAAGGUAUCCGAUCUUGAAAGGAAGAUAGAGGAGCUGAAAGAACAGCACAAAAAUGAAAUGUCUGGUGCUAAAGCUUCCAUGCUAAACGACCUACGGACGCUCAGAGACGAACACAUAGCUGAGCUACAGAAACUAGCGGAGGAAUACAACAUGGAUUUGGACAAAAAACAGAAUGUCAUCCAAAGUUUUAAGCAAAGCGUUAUAUCAGACUCUAAUGCGAGCAUGGAUCAGUUUAAAGACAUCAUAGCAAAACUACGGGAAGAAAACACAGCCCUGAGAGAAGAUAAUCAAAUGCAGGGAGUUCAGAUGGUAAACCUGGAGAUGAGGGUCAAGGAAUCUCUAACGGAACUCUCAGAAAAGGAAGCAGCAUGGUGCGAACUUGAGGAAAAACUGAAGAUACAGAUCCAGAAAAGUUGGGGAGAGAAGUACCAAGCCUGGAUGUUAGCGACCGAGAAGAAGAUAGAAGAGUUGAGAAAGACUAAUGAGUUUUUGAAGACUGCACUAGAGAGGCAGCAUGAAAGUGAGUUAUAAUGAGAAGCGGUAUCUCACGUAAAUGCUUCGUGUUAGACGCAUUUACUGCAUGGGUUUAAUCACUAGAGCUCCGAAUGAAUUCUUCAGAUAGGAUGUGUGUAGGCCCGAAAAUUUUCGCGGAAUGCUUAUUCUCUGGUGAAGAGAGAAUUAAAGAAAUUCCGCGAGGACCUACGCGACCCUUUGAUAACCGUCCUGUGACUCAAACAGUUUUUCUGACAUUUACAACAGUUUUUCUUUUACUAACGCGAAUUGUAAUUUUUGAUCAAGCAUUGUUCAAAAGUAUCAGACUAUUUAGUAUAGAUAAUGUAUACAGUCUAUUUACAUAGUUUAAAUUUAGUAUUUAGACUAUGUCAAUAGGUUUAAAAGAUACACUGUGCCUUUGAAGAUUUGAAUCGUCCCGAAUCAUUCCUCACAGUACCUUAGUACAAUAGUACCAGCACAACAAAGCAUCUGAAUUUACAUAUAUUUGGUUAAUUCCUGAGGUAUUAACACUGUAUACUUACUUUACUUUACUACAGGUUGUGGUAUUUAUUAAGUUGAUGCCGAGUUUGUUGUUCGUCUGGCUCGGCUAAUCAGUGUAUCUGUAGAUUCUGUUAUAUCUUCAAAGUAUGUAAUUCUUUAGCACAGUCACCGGUGUUUCUUGCAAUAAUUAAAGCAAUUGACCUGGAUUUCCGCAUGUACCCAAUGUAGUUGUCACCCACUUCUGAAAUAUGAUUUAUAAUUCAAAUCUUAUCGCUUUGUUGUAAUGCAAAAGCGAUGCCUAAGUGGUCAAGGAAAGUCAAAAUUUGAUUUAUUUUUAAUAUUAUAGCCGAGGCUGUGACGUUAGUCCGUCUUCAUAGGAUAACUCGAAACGAUCCCAUUAUUCUAUCCCUUUAUUAGGACAGGCAAAAGGAAUGAUUUGAUGCCAUUCUCAUUAAAAUGGCCCCAGGGGCUAGGAUAUUUGCACUGGGAGUUCGCUCAGCUCAAAGGAAUUAUAAACGAUUUAUAAUGCGUCUCCCUGAUUUAUUGUUUCCCCAAGGAUCAGACAUAAUUUGCUGCUGCUGACGCAGAAUAUAUUAAUAAACCCAGCGGACGCUCCCUUGCUUGUCUCUUGUUGUUUUUUGUGUGAGCUACUUCUCUUAGCUCUUGCACAAACCACAAGCCACUAUUAUAAUGAUAUGUUGUCGGCAAUCACUAAAUGGCCUCUUAAAUCUUUAUUUCAAAAAUACAUCUGAGCCUCUAAAUAGUCUGUAGUUCUUGUAAUGUCGGUAACAGUUCCAACUAUCAUUGCUCUCGAUUUGGUUAACGGUAAACUGUCCCUAGUUAAGACAUCAUUAUCUUGAUUCUCAGGUCAACGCAAUCUAGUGAUAGGCGACUAGAAAUAACCAUACAACUACAGUGCAAAUACCAAGAAAACACUCCCUGACUCCCUGCCACCUCUCUGGCCUUAUAUUAUUAUAUUAACUUAACUUAAGUAUCCCACGAUCGUCAAAACCGCCACAAUCCUCCUGGUGGCAAUUGCCCAUCAACUCAAACAUUGGUGUUAAGUUUGUUAACUUCAACUGGAUAGUGAUAUGCUAGGAAUGUAUAAGGGUUGCGAGGAAAACAAUGAUACAAGUUCGGUAAGUGUCAUUCUCCACCACUCUCUCCAUCGCUGCUAUUUGGCAUUGUCAACCGACAGUAACUUGGCUAUUACACUUCUAUGUUGUGGAACUGAAAAUAUUUUAUCACAUUCAUUGAUUUGUUACAGAGAAUAUGUUGUUAAAAUGAUUAAAUAUUCGUUUAGAGUACCAUACAGUGCAAAGCACUCGACAACGAAUAGGAGUAUCAUAUAUACAAUAAAAUUAUUAAUUAUCCUAAGACCUAACGACGUUUCAACUUUCAUUUGUUAAGAUAUUUAUAAUUAUUUUCCGUAGCUUUGUUGAAGUUUCUUAAGUAGUCUGAAUGAGCAAUGAUUAAUAUUCUACGUUGAACUGCUCAGUUCCCAAUAAGAUAGUUGGCUAGAAGGUUUAUUUGAGCUAAAGUUAAAAGUUAACAUGUUCCGACCUGUUUGAUAUUAUGUAGUUUAAAGGUUUUCCUAGUUUAGUAGUUUUGCUAAAACAGAUUGUUAAGCCCGAUUCCAGUGCUUGUUUUAUAUGGAAACCAUUUAGUUGUGGCGGUUGCGGAUCGAAUAAAUUGUCAUUUUCUAUGGCUUGUUGCAUAAUGAAAUAUAUUUCAAAAAUUUCAUUUUUCUAUUUGAGAAGACCUUUCAAAUUUGUGUCUCCGAAUCAAGUUAUAGUGUCCGAGUUACAGUGUCCUAGUUACAGUGUCCUAGUAACAGUAUCCUAGUUACAGUGUCCUAGUUACAGUGUCCUAGUUACAGUGUCCUAGUUACAGUGUCCUAGUUACAGUGUCCUAGUUACAGUGUCCAAGUUACAGUUUCCAAGUUACAGUAUCCAAGUUACAGUGUUCAAGUUACAGUGUCCUUGUAACAGUAUCCUAGUUACAGUGUCAUAGUUACAGUGUCCAAGUUACAGUAUCCUAGUUACAGUGUCCUAGUUACAGUGUCCUAGUUACAGUGUCCUAGUUACAGUGUCCAAGUUACAGUGUCCAAGUUACAGGGUCCUAGUUACAGUGUCAUAGUUACAGUGUUCAAGUUACAGUGUCAUAGUUACAGUAUCCUAGUUACAGUGUCAUAGUUACAGUGUCCAAGUUACAGUGUCCAAUUUACAGUGUCCAAGUUACAGGGUCCUAGUUACAGUGUCAUAGUUACAGUGUUCAAGUUACAGUGUCCUUGUAACAGUAUCCUAGUUACAGUGUCAUAGUUACAGUGUCCAAGUUACAGUGUCCAAGUUACAGUAUCCUAGUUACAGUGUCAUAGUUACAGUGUCCAAGUUACAGUGUCCUAGUUACAGUGUCCUAGUUACACUUUACAGAAUCCAAGUUACAGUGUCCAAGUUACAGUGUCCAAGUUACAGUGUCCAAGUUACAGUGUCCAAGUACCAAUAUUUAUAUAUGCUAUGAAGUAUGAGCGUGUCUUGACAUGUCAGGUUUGUGUACCUCAGCCGGCAGCAAUAUGUCAGG